GUCGCGACCCACAGCGUCCUUUGCGUUUAGGUGUCACGUCGGAGGGUGGCGUGGCUUAUAAACGUUUCGAACGUCAGCGCCCGUUCUCAAAAAGGGUUUUAAAGAAAGCGACAUCGCCUCGGAGUAGUCUCGUCUGAGCGGUUGCUGCGUCCUGUACCUCGCUUCACCAUGAACUCCAAGGAGCUAGUCGGAGCCGUGCUCGUGUUGUUGUGCAUUGGGGCUGCGCUAACGUCGGCCGCCGUCUUCGUGCAGAGCGUGGACGUUAAGAACAAGUACUGCAUCUGGAAGAAGUACGUGAUCCCCGACGGUGGUCACCUGAACCUGGCUAACCCGUGCAUCAGCCUGACCUGUGACGCCAAGCUCAAGUACCUCCGUGGCGCUUCUUGCGGUCGAAUUGCGCACGAGGGCAUUCCGAAGAACUGUACCCUCGGUAAGGGCAAGGGCAUCUACCCCAAAUGCUGCAAGACUCAGCUCACCUGCCACUGAUACGUCAGGCAAGGCGUGCCGAGCCAACCCAGACACGUCAUCACGCUCCAAUCGUCGACUUCCACCUGCGCAUCGUAGGACGCAGCGACUAUGGUGCCCGAAGUGCGUCUCCACGACUGGUGUGUUUACCGCUUCCUCGAAGGUGGUCCCGCGGUUUCCGCCUGAUGACGUCGUAAAAGAAGAAUUGUCAUGCUGUUCUCCUGUCGCGAUCCUUGUGGUGGCCCAGCAGAGGAGGUAGGCGUGACAGACACCUGUCCUGUUGUAGUUCGCUCUGCAGUCAGACAGUUGACGGAAAUCAAAUCAGACACGAGUUGGGACGCCGCGACGACAGCAACUCUCGCGUCGGCUCACCUCUUCCGCCAGAACUUCUAAGACCAACCCCCAGAUCGCGGAGAGCGAUAUGGCAUGACACACCGACUUCUGCGACGUAAUUUCUCGCCACUCCGGGAACACGUUCGAUUCGUGGGCGGGAUGUAUACAGGACGGCAGACACACCAGUCGAGGAUGCGUUUCGGGAUCCGUGUAUAGCCAAACUGCCAUCACAGCCGAAAAUGACAAGAACGCCAGCCAGACCGGCUGCGACGACACCUACAAGACGUGCCAAGCUCGAGCCUACUCCUGUGGCGUGGGACCAUGACGCGUGAAAAGCGCCAACGGGCUCGAUUUAUUUAUGACUCGCAUAUAUAAUAAAAACCAGCUAUUUUUUUUCUU
This is a messenger RNA of Ixodes scapularis (black-legged tick), 1197 nucleotides long. RefSeq lists its product as uncharacterized. The transcript is spliced from 3 exons. The record is from RefSeq and is a predicted model, not a curated record. The coding region runs from base 169 to 486 and encodes 105 amino acids. Lineage: Eukaryota; Metazoa; Arthropoda; Arachnida; Ixodida; Ixodidae.